AUGAAUUUUGAUGCGGUAGCAGAUCAACAGAUGACUGACAGAAGGUAUUUUGCUCUCGAAGUAGCAGAAAGCGAUGAUGCCGACAGCUCAUUAAAUUCUUCAUCCAUGGGAAGCCCCGCAGUGGAUGUAGGAAGAAAAGUUUACAAAAUCACUUCGCACAAGGGUUCAGCAGAAGAUGAGAGUCAAUCCUUUUUUACUUCUUCAGAUUCUCCAACAUCCAAAACAAGGCCUGUAGGUAAAACCAUCGAAAACGAUGAUUACUAUGGUAAAAGAUCUUCUACAGGUUCAUCGCUCAAACAACUCUUCAAUAAAAUUAAUAUUAAUGAUACCGCUCACUCUUCAAACAAAGAAAAUGUAUCUCAGUCGGUGCUAUCGGAAAACAAGCUGCUCUCUCCAUCUAAAAGGUUGUCGAAGCAAGGUCUUACAAAGGUGACUAACUCCAAGUUUCGUACACCCUUGAGACCUAUUUCAAACCAAUCGACUUUAUCAAGGGAUGAGCCUGUUAAAGAUUUUAGAUCACUUAAGUUUCGGAGCGGUAGUGAUUUCAAAUGCUGGGGUGACGAGAAGACAAGUUCUCAUGUUCAUUCAUCCAGUGUGAACUCAGUUAAUUCCUUUACUUCUACCACCUCUUCUUCAAAGUGGAAGUUCUGGAAAAAUGAUAACCUAUUGUCGAGGUCGCUAUCUUCCAGAUCUGUGAAUGACCAAGAUCCGAACUUUGUUCAGCCAAAACCAACCAAUUCGUUACAAAAGAAGUCUUCAAUUUCAAGUUUUCACAAUUCUAUUUUUGGUGGUGGCAAACACACAGAGAAGAAGAGGAAUUCUGGAUUUAUUAUGCCCGAUCAUCAGAGCACGAAGGAGCUAAACCACAAACAUUCAUCAUCGAACCUUUCCUUUAGAAGUUUGAAGCAUAAAACAUCACAUUCUUCACUAAAUAAGCUCAAAGUAAGGCGUAAAGGAAAUACACAAGAACUGAAUCAUCCGAUCAAAAAAACUUGCCAAAUAUCAUUGCCUGUUCCAGACCAAGUCUCAAAGGACAAGAUUCAACUGAAAUUGAAAAAUUCAACAUCAUUGGCAUCCUUAUCUUCAGAAGUCACUCCCAUAAACACUUUGGACUACAAUGAUUCAAUUUUGCAACAAAUAUUACAACUUUGUGAUGUUAAGUAUAUAUUACAUGAUCUACGUGAAGCUCAGUCAUUAGGCUUGUUUACGUUGAAUACUAGAUCGGUUCAGCUGUCUCAUAACUUUUGGCAAACUUAUCAUAGCGAUAUGCAAACUUCACUCAUUUGCAAGAAAGUAUGUCUAGGGGCUCUAAGUGAUUUGACUACUUCAAACUUGAUAUCCUUACAUGAAUUGAAAUCAUUACGGUUAAUACAAGGAACUAGCGGUGUCGCCAAUUUACUGCAAGCUUAUGUUGUGCCCUCAAAUCAAUGUGAAAAUGACCAAAACUUGAUACUGUACUUAUUUUUCAAAUACCAGGGAACUCCUCUAUCAAGGUGCUCUAACAUUGAUUACUCUCAAGCAUUGUCUAUUUUCUGGCAGUGCAGCAGUAUUUUAUAUGUUGCUGAAUCCAAAUUUCAGCUCGAACACAGGAAUCUAACUUUGGACCAUAUUUUGAUAGACUCUAAAGGGAAUGUUACUUUAAUUGAUAUGAAGUGCUGUCGUUUCUUGAAUAUAGACAACAAUAAGGCUUCCUAUACAAGAUUAGACCAUCAUUAUUUCUUCCAAGGCCGGGGGACUCUUCAAUUCGAGAUAUAUGAACUGAUGAGAAGCAUGCUGCCUCAGCCAAUAUCCUGGGCUACAUUUGAACCAAGAACAAACCUAUUAUGGUUAUAUCACCUAAGUAGCAGCCUGCUAAAAAUGGCCAAAAAAGCCGUAGUCAGCGGCGCUUUGAACCGGGAAGAAAAUAUCUUAAUCGAGUUGACGCACUUACUCGAUCCUGCUCGAAAACAUUCCAAAACAAUUUUCAAAAAGGAACUUGUUAUAAGAACUUGCGGUGAUUUGUUAUCUUUGAAGGGAGAAAUAAUGCAGUAA
Saccharomyces cerevisiae S288C is the source of this 2031-nucleotide messenger RNA. It is a transcript of the gene ALK2, whose product is annotated as protein kinase ALK2. Gene Ontology annotation, molecular function: protein kinase activity; protein serine/threonine kinase activity; protein serine kinase activity. Lineage: Eukaryota; Fungi; Ascomycota; Saccharomycetes; Saccharomycetales; Saccharomycetaceae. The coding region runs from base 1 to 2031 and encodes 676 amino acids. Gene Ontology annotation, biological process: chromatin remodeling. The record is from RefSeq and is marked reviewed. The transcript has a single exon.